GUUGGUGGUUACAGUUGUCUGAUCGUGUUCAGGAAGUUUGUCAGUACUGCAGGUGUAACAUGAUCAGAUGCGUUCAAGUGUCAAGUUCUUAUGUAGUCAGCUCUUCCCUUCCACAGGUGAGCGCGACUUCACGCGCAGGCCUCGUGCUUCCUGUCUGUCUGUGUCCUGUAUAGCGCUACUACUGCUCAGAGCUGAUGUGCUGCGCUUUAGGGAUUAGCAGGAUUUGACAUUGCGGGAUUAACGGAAUCUCCACCUCGACUCAAACACCAAUACACUCCAAGUCGGUGCUGAAACGGACCUUUAUUCUUCGCACUGCCUUCCAAGGCUUAACAGAUAUGAGUCGGUUUCGCUCCCUGGCCUCUCUCAGAGGUCUGUGGAUGAAGGGUCGAAUGGUGGACCCUCACCGAUGCUGCUCCUCUGGAACUCCCCUCAGUACUAGCUAUGUGGAAGAGAUGUACUACGCCUGGCUCGAGGACCACAAAAACGUUCAUGAGUCUUGGGAUGCCUAUUUCCGGAAUGCCCAGGCCAACAUUCCAGGUAGAGAAGCAGGAGAGAGGCGCCCAUCUGCUCUUCUCCAGGGUCGAGCCAUGUCCCAGACUCCUGCAAUGUCUCAGAAAGUGGUGGAGGAUCAUCUAGCUGUCUACAACCUUAUCAGAGCCUACCAGAUCCGUGGCCAUCAUGUGGCUCAACUCGAUCCUCUUGGCAUCCUCACAGCCGACAUUGAUUCAUUUGUCCCCUCAGAUUUGAUAACAACACUUGACAAACUUGGCUUCUAUAGCUUGGAUGAAUCUGAUCUAGACAAGACCUUCCAGUUACCAUCGACAACAUUUAUUGGCGGUCAGGAGGCUGUACUUCCACUCAGGGAAAUCAUUCAAAGACUUGAGGCAUCAUACUGUGGCCAUAUUGGUGUGGAAUUCAUGUUUAUUAACAAUAUGGAGCAAUGUCAAUGGAUCAGGCAAAAGUUUGAGACACCAGGCAUCAUGAAAUUUACUGACAGAGAGAAGAGGACCUUAUUGGCAAGGCUGGUGCGCUCAACACGUUUUGAGGACUUUCUGGCUCGCAAAUGGUCUUCAGAGAAGCGCUUUGGCUUGGAGGGCUGUGAGGUCCUCAUCCCUGCUCUGAAGAUGAUCAUCGACAAGUCUAGUGCAGCUGGCAUAGACAGUGUAAUCAUGGGCAUGCCUCACAGGGGUCGACUGAAUGUCCUGGCCAAUGUUGUCAGGAAAGAUCUCGAUCAGAUUUUUUGCCAAUUUGAUCCCAAACUAGAGGCUGCAGAAGAGGGCUCAGGAGAUGUGAAGUAUCAUCUUGGUAUGUACCAUGAGCGGAUCAACAGGGAAACGGAUAAGAACAUCACUCUGUCUCUUAUGGCUAACCCGUCUCACCUAGAGGCAGUGGACCCUGUAGUGCAGGGCAAAACUAAAGCUGAACAGUUCUACAGAGGAGACAAUGAAGGGAAGAAGGCGAUGUCCAUUCUCCUGCAUGGUGACGCUGCAUUUGCUGGUCAAGGCGUUGUAUAUGAAACCUUCCACCUCAGUGAGCUUCCCUCAUAUACCACUCAUGGCACCAUUCACGUUGUUGUCAACAACCAGAUUGGCUUCACCACUGAUCCUCGAAUGGCGCGCUCCUCUCCUUACCCCACCGAUGUGGCUCGUGUAGUCAACGCACCUAUUUUCCAUGUGAACGCUGAUGAUCCUGAGGCUGUGAUGCAUGUGUGCAGAGUUGCUGCAGAAUGGAGAAAUACCUUUAACAAGGAUGUGGUCAUAGAUCUGGUUUGUUACCGGCGCUUUGGCCACAAUGAAAUGGAUGAACCCAUGUUCACUCAACCUCUCAUGUACAAGCAAAUCCACAAGCAGGAGCAUGUGCUAAAGAAAUAUGCAGACAAGCUCAUUUCUGAAGGAGUCGUUACUCUGCAGGAGUUUGAGGAGGAAGUGGCUAAGUAUGACAAAAUUUGUGAAGAAGCAUACACCAGCUCCAAAGAUGAAAAGAUACUCCACAUCCGUCACUGGCUGGACUCACCCUGGCCAAAUUUCUUCACAGAUGAAGGGGAACCGAAGUGUAUGAGCUAUUCUCCCACAGGGCUCCCUGAGGAUGUCCUGAAGCACAUCGGCCAGGCUGCCAGCUCUGUCCCUCAGCAAGACUUCUCCAUUCACAGUGGAGUGUCGAGGAUCUUGCGAGGCCGCGCCGACAUGGUUAGUAAGCGUACCGUGGACUGGGCUCUUGGGGAGUACAUGGCCUUUGGUUCCCUGCUGAAGGAUGGUGUCCAUGUGAGACUGAGUGGGCAAGAUGUGGAGAGAGGAACCUUCAGUCAUCGUCAUCAUGUCCUACAUGACCAGGAAGUGGAUAAGCGCAUUUGUGUUCCAAUGAACCAUCUAUGGCAGAACCAAGCUCCUUACACAGUGUGCAACAGCUCCCUGUCUGAAUAUGGAGUUUUAGGUUUUGAGCUGGGUUUUGCUAUGGCCAGUCCCAAUGCCCUUGUGUGCUGGGAGGCUCAGUUUGGGGAUUUCCACAACACGGCACAGUGCAUCAUAGACCAGUUCAUUAGUCCGGGCCAGGCCAAGUGGGUCCGAAACAAUGGCAUUGUCCUUCUGCUACCCCAUGGCAUGGAGGGAAUGGGCCCAGAGCACUCAUCAGCAAGGCCUGAGCGUUUCUUGCAGAUGAGCAAGGAUGACCCUGAUCGCUAUCCGGAAUUCACUGGAGACUUUGAGGUCCAACAGCUUUAUGACUGUAACUGGAUCGUGGUCAACUGCUCAACACCUGCCAACUACUUUCAUGUCCUGAGAAGGCAGAUCCUAUUACCAUUCAGAAAGCCACUAAUUAUUUUCACUCCCAAGUCCUUACUGAGACUCCCUGAGGCCCGCUCCAGCUUUGAUGAGAUGACCCCAGGAACUAAGUUCAAAAGAAUCAUACCAGAUGAGGGUCCUGCAUCUAAAAUCCCAGGGGCUGUGAAGAGGGUCAUCUUCUGCACAGGCAAAGUCUACUAUGAGCUAGAAAAAGAGAGAAAACAACUCGUUCUGGAGGACAGGAUUGCAAUUGUCCGAAUGGAGCAGAUAUCACCAUUUCCGUUUGACCUUAUCAAGAAAGAAGUUGAGAUGUACAGCAAUGCUGAGCUCAUAUGGUGUCAAGAAGAGCAUAAGAACAUGGGUUAUUAUGACUACAUAAGACCACGUUUCCUUAGUGUGCUCUCCAACAAGAAACCAAUAUGGUACAUUGGUCGUGACCCUGCUGCAGCCCCUGCCACAGGAAACAGAUUCACACACCUGGCAGAGCUGAAGAAGUUCAUGACCACUGCAUUUGACCUCAAUGCAUUUGAGGGCAAGAGCUUUUAAUGCUAAUUAAC
This is a messenger RNA of Ictalurus furcatus (blue catfish), 3334 nucleotides long. It is a transcript of the gene ogdhl, whose product is annotated as oxoglutarate dehydrogenase L. Bases 336 to 3323 code for a protein of 995 amino acids. Gene Ontology annotation, molecular function: thiamine pyrophosphate binding; oxoglutarate dehydrogenase (succinyl-transferring) activity. Gene Ontology annotation, cellular component: oxoglutarate dehydrogenase complex; mitochondrion. Gene Ontology annotation, biological process: tricarboxylic acid cycle. The transcript is spliced from 23 exons. The record is from RefSeq and is a predicted model, not a curated record. NCBI's taxonomy places the organism in Eukaryota, Metazoa, Chordata, Actinopteri, Siluriformes, Ictaluridae.